Messenger RNA from Botrytis cinerea B05.10, 1061 nucleotides. RefSeq lists its product as hypothetical. Bases 184 to 891 code for a protein of 235 amino acids. The transcript has a single exon. Gene Ontology annotation, cellular component: mitochondrion. Lineage: Eukaryota; Fungi; Ascomycota; Leotiomycetes; Helotiales; Sclerotiniaceae. The record is from RefSeq and is a predicted model, not a curated record.
GAAAAUAUGUACAAAUCAUUCUCACACUACAUGUUCAUUCCUGCCGCUCUUCUUUCUUUCCGAAAGAGUGUAUGCAGGUAUCCAAUAAGAGCCCGCUUUACAUCCGCUUUGCAUUACUCAGGACGAACUGCGCUGUGGAGGUUUAUGCUAGUCACAUGAUACUAGCAAACUCAGCCAAUCUUCAUGUUUUUAGCACGUUCUCAUCUGCGUUUCUUGCGAUGGGGCAAGCAAUCAUCACGCCGAUGUUUUGCAAACAGUACAACAGUAACUGCAUCCGAAACUAAUACCGAAGCGGAUGAUAUAGCAUACCCUAGCUUACAGAGUGUAGAACAUCAUGAUCUGCCCAGUUUUCUAGAAUAUGCAUCACGCAACAACAUGGACACAGGCAGUACUACAUAUGUAGGGACUCACUAUGAAUAUAUGGUUAAGCAAGCACUGGAGCGAUUGGGAAUGUCUCUCAGGCAAGUCGGUGGAAGAUCAGACUGUGGCAUCGAUCUUCUUGGAACAUGGUCAUUACCCACAGCUCCCCAGCCAUUAAAAGUCCUCAUACAAUGCAAAGCAUUUGCGUCCAAGAUUAAACCAGCUCAAGCUCGUGAACUAGAAGGGACCUUUGUAGGUGCUCCGCAAGGUUGGAGAACACCUGGUGUGAUGGCAUUUUUAGUAUCGCAGCAAGCAGCAACCAAAGGUGUAAGAGAAGCUCUAGGCAGGAGUCAAUGGCCGAUGGGUUAUGUACUGUGCGGGGCGGAUGGAAAGGUCAUGCAGAUGUUGUGGAACCGAAAGGCAGCUGAUGAAGGUUUGGGGGGCUUAGAAGUUGAGAUGCAGUAUGCUGGUGGUGAUCGGAAUGAAAAGGAAGUCAUUUUGACACACAAGGGAACGGCUAUCAAAAAUUGAAACAUUGUUUGAUGCGACCAAAGUCAGUGCAUUUUUCUGCAACGAGACAUCAGACGGAUCGUUUGCUCUUCAGUCCCGAAAGAGCAGCAAUUGCUUCAGCAAAUAGCUUGUCGUCUUUGUCCCACGGUCGACAAAAUUUGGGUUGGGAAUACAUUUGCGAAGAGGUCCCA